GUGACCGGCAGCCGCCGCAGACCCGGCUCGGGGAGGCGCGGAGCGCGGCGCGCUGAACCAGAGAGGCGGGCGGGCUGCUGCCUUGCGUCCGCCACGCUGUCCUCCCUCCUCCGCUCCCUGCGCCCCACCCCUGGCGGCCGCGCUGCCUGGCAGCCCGGGAAGCCGCGGCACAGCUGCUCGGCGCCUGCAGCUCCGGCUCGGGGGCUGGAACCGAAGCGGGGGCGGCGGGAGCGCGGAGACCACAGCCCCCGGGGAGAGGCGGAGGGGGUCCCUGGCCUGGGUGGAGAGGCUGAGCUGAGUGCGCGUGAGAAAGAGGGCUGCACCGUUGCUCGGCGCGGACUCUGCCAGCCCCAGCGCCAGCCCCGGCUCAGGUCGCCGCAGCCCGGGAGCCUCCCCGCUUGCGCCCCAAGGCACGCGUGGCACAGCCAUGAACACCAACGAUGCCAAGGAGUAUCUGGCCCGGAGGGAAAUCCCUCAGCUUUUUGAGAGCCUUUUGAAUGGACUGAUGUGUUCUAAGCCCGAAGAUCCAGUAGAAUACUUGGAAAGUUGUUUACAGAAAGUAAAGGAACUGGGUGGCUGUGACAAGGUGAAAUGGGAUACAUUUGUAAGCCAGGAAAAGAAGACCUUACCUCCACUAAAUGGAGGACAGUCACGGAGAUCCUUUCUAAGAAAUGUAAUGCCUGAAAACUCAAACUUUCCAUAUCGGCGGUAUGACCGACUCCCUCCAAUCCAUCAAUUCUCCAUAGAAAGUGACACGGAUCUCUCUGAGACUGCAGAGUUGAUUGAGGAGUAUGAGGUUUUUGAUCCUACCAGACCUCGACCAAAAAUCAUUCUUGUUAUAGGUGGUCCAGGAAGUGGAAAGGGUACUCAGAGUUUGAAAAUUGCAGAACGAUAUGGAUUCCAAUACAUUUCUGUGGGAGAAUUAUUAAGAAAGAAGAUCCACAGUACCAGCAGCAAUAGGAAGUGGAGUCUUAUUGCCAAAAUAAUUACAACUGGAGAAUUGGCCCCACAGGAAACAACAAUUACAGAGAUAAAACAAAAAUUGAUGCAAAUACCUGAUGAAGAGGGUAUUGUUAUUGAUGGAUUUCCAAGAGAUGUUGCCCAGGCUCUAUCUUUUGAGGAUCAAAUCUGUACCCCCGAUUUGGUGGUAUUCCUGGCUUGUGCUAAUCAGAGACUCAAAGAAAGAUUACUGAAGCGUGCAGAACAGCAGGGCCGACCAGACGACAAUGUAAAAGCUACCCAAAGGAGACUAAUGAACUUCAAGCAGAACGCUGCUCCCUUGGUUAAAUACUUCCAGGAAAAGGGGCUCAUCAUGACAUUUGAUGCCGACCGUGAUGAGGAUGAGGUGUUCUAUGACAUCAGCAUGGCAGUUGACAACAAGUUAUUUCCAAACAAAGAGGCUGCAGCAGGUUCAAGUGACCUUGAUCCUUCGAUGAUAUUGGACACUGGAGAGAUCAUUGAUACAGGAUCUGAUUAUGAAGAUCAGGGUGAUGACCAGUUAAAUGUAUUUGGAGAGGACGCUAUGGGAGGUUUCAUGGAAGAUUUGAGAAAGUGUAAAAUUAUUUUCAUGAUUGGUGGUCCUGGCUCUGGCAAAGGCACACAGUGUGAAAAGCUGGUGGAAAAAUAUGGAUUUACACAUCUCUCAACUGGCGAGCUCCUGCGUGAGGAACUGGCAUCAGAAUCUGAAAGAAGCAAAUUGAUCAGAGACAUUAUGGAACGUGGAGACCUGGUGCCCUCAGGCAUCGUUUUGGAGCUCCUGAAGGAGGCCAUGAUGGCCAGCCUCGGGGACACCAGGGGCUUCCUGAUUGACGGCUAUCCUCGGGAGGUGAAGCAAGGGGAAGAGUUCGGACGCAGGAUUGGAGACCCACACUUGGUGAUCUGUAUGGACUGCUCGGCAGACACCAUGACCAACCGCCUUCUCCAAAGGAGCCAGAGCAGCCUGCCUGUGGACGACACCACCAAGACCAUCGCCAAGCGCCUAGAAGCCUACUACCGAGCAUCCAUCCCCGUGAUCGCCUACUACGAGACAAAAACACAGCUACACAAGAUAAAUGCAGAGGGAACACCAGAGGACGUUUUUCUUCAACUCUGCACAGCUAUUGACUCUAUUUUCUGAAGGCGAAAAUGCAUGUUUGUUAGAAUGGAAACAGAGAAAAACAUUAAAAAGUUCAUUCCUUAACACAA
Molecule: messenger RNA, 2184 nt
Organism: Pongo pygmaeus (Bornean orangutan)
Lineage: Eukaryota; Metazoa; Chordata; Mammalia; Primates; Hominidae
Gene: AK5
Product: adenylate kinase 5
Exons: 14
Coding region: 428-2116 (562 amino acids)
Biological process (GO): ATP metabolic process
Cellular component (GO): cytoplasm
Molecular function (GO): ATP binding; AMP kinase activity
Source: RefSeq, a predicted model, not a curated record